Molecule: messenger RNA, 1017 nt
Organism: Cyphellophora attinorum
Lineage: Eukaryota; Fungi; Ascomycota; Eurotiomycetes; Chaetothyriales; Cyphellophoraceae
Exons: 2
Coding region: 1-1017 (338 amino acids)
Source: RefSeq, a predicted model, not a curated record
AUGAGUCGGUCCGAGCGGCUUGCGGCCAAGCGCCAGAAGCUUUGCGAUAAUCCUUUCAUGCUCAAUCAUCCUUCGACACCUCCUGCAAAUGGCUCGCCGUUUAGGGACUUACCGGCAGAAAUUCGCAUCAAUAUCUACAAGAUUCUCUCCAAAGACGCAAAAAUCACCAUCAUGUUCGCCUGUCAGACCUGCCACUGCGGGGACGUUCAUGAACCAGCGGCUCUUACAUUCACGGAGCAUAUCGUCGACUUGCUCGGGCUGCUUUCUUGCUGCUCACUCAUCCGCAAAGAGGCUUGGCCGGUAUUGGCGCAGCAGACGCUUGUCAAAUUCGAAGGCCUGACUCAAUGGGAUGCACUUCCAGAUCAUCUCAGCACUUCGUUCCUGCCCAACGUUAAAAAGAUUGUGCUCACCGUUCCAUACUUGUUGUCAGACCCGGGCUUGCUGGAGAAGCUGCCUCAACUCAAGCAGGUCGAGGUCAUUCCUGACUUCUCUGUCAUCUUCCGAGACGCUGUGGAGAAGUUCAACGUGGCCGACUUCAUCCCCCACCUGUUUGGAGCCAACGACAAAGAGUAUCUUGAUCUCACUAUGAAGGUUGCGAGCGGAUGGGUUGGGAAGCUUGACGCGGACGAUGAGGAUGAUUACACCACCAAUGAGAUCUCUCUCGUUCGAAGCUGGGGAGGGCUGCAGGUCUGCGCUGCCAACAGAAUUCCUGUCAAGAUGCGAUACCUGAUCCGAUUUCCGUUGGUUCACCUUGCCGAGAAGGAAGAGAAGAUUCUCACCGCGACACUGGACUUUCGCACGGAGCUCACGUCGUUGAAGAUCGAGGGUCGCGAGCUUAGCUUUCAUCGAUUUCUCGAAGGCACGAAUCGGCCGGACGAAGCACUGAAACUCAUCAAGGACCUCUACGCCAUCGGAGAAGAAAGCCAAGAACGAGAUUCAGACAGCGAUGAUGGAGACUUGUGGUUUGAAGGGGAUGCGGAUUCUGAGUAUUCGGAUUACGAGGUAGUAGACGGAUAG